GCGGGUGCCCAUGAAGCGCCGGGCAGAGCCGAGCCGAGCCGGACGGGCUCCAGCCAUGCAUCCCGGUGCGCCCGCGGGCACAUGGGGCAGCGCUUGAACCGCUGCCUCGAUGUUCCCGUGGCGUUGCCGCCGCUGAGGCGGAGGCUGCUGCUGCUCUUCAUCAUGCUCUUCCUCUGGCUCUAUAUGUUCUACUCGUGCGCCGGCUCCUGCGCCGGGCUGACGGCCCGAGGGUCACCCGCGCCGCCCCGCGCUGCCCCGCCGCUGCCCCCGCUGUUGCCGGGAGACCCCGGCGAGGAGAGCAGCCUGGAGGAGCAGCGGGCAGCGCCCGACGCCGGCAGCCCCCUCUCCAGCUUCUUCAACGGCUCCGGUACCAAGCGGCUGCCGCAGGCCAUCAUCAUCGGCGUGAAGAAGGGGGGCACGCGGGCGCUGCUGGAGUUCCUGCGGGUGCACCCCGACGUGCGCGCCGUCGGCGCCGAGCCCCACUUCUUCGACCGCAACUACGAGCGGGGACUCGCCUGGUACAGGGAGCUGAUGCCCAAGACGCUGGAGGGACAGAUCACCAUGGAGAAGACCCCCAGCUACUUCGUCACUAAGGAGGCCCCAGCCCGCAUCUCCUCCAUGUCCAAGGGCACCAAGCUCAUCGUGGUGGUGCGAGACCCUGUGACCAGAGCCAUCUCGGACUACACCCAGACGCUCUCCAAGAAGCCUGACAUCCCCACCUUUGAGAGCCUGACCUUCAAAAACAGGACUACAGGUCUGAUCGACACCUCCUGGAGCGCCAUCCAGAUUGGCAUCUACGCCAAGCACCUGGAGAACUGGCUCCUCUACUUCCCUAUCGGGCAGAUCCUCUUUGUCAGUGGGGAGAGGCUCAUCAGUGAUCCUGCAGGGGAGCUAGGCAGGGUCCAGGACUUUCUGGGCCUCAAGAGGAUCAUCACUGACAAACACUUCUAUUUUAACAAAACCAAGGGCUUCCCGUGCCUGAAGAAGGCUGAGGGCAGCAGCAAACCCCACUGCCUGGGGAAGACAAAAGGCAGGACCCACCCUGACAUCGACCAGGAGGUGGUGCAGAGGCUGCGGGACUUCUACCGGCCCUUCAACAUGAAGUUCUACCAGAUGACAGGCCAGGACUUUGGCUGGGACUGAGCCUGGCAUGGGAAAGUCCCCUUUUAUUACUUGCCCAGCACGGUUUGCUUAUAUAAAGAGAUAUAUAUGUAUGUAAAAUGUACAGAAAUCUAUUUUAUAAUAAUUUAUUUUUAAUUCCUAAGCAAUUAAUUCACUAAGCUGCCUAACCGCACUGGCUAGAACGGUAGCCUGUAACCUGUUUAACAUUCCAUGGUGUUUAAUUCUAAUGUCUCUCCUUUCCUUGUUCUUUUCCCCUUCUGCUUUCUCUUUGGUUUGGUUUGUAACACACAGUGCUUCCACUUUUCCUAAACAAAAUUUGUAUCUAAAAAUCAAAAGAAGCAAGGGAGGGAAAGCACAAGUUUAUUUUUGUUACGGGUAUCUAGCCUUUAUAAACACUUGCUUUCCCUA
This is a messenger RNA of Catharus ustulatus (Swainson's thrush), 1530 nucleotides long. RefSeq names its product heparan sulfate glucosamine 3-O-sulfotransferase 3B1-like. Bases 82 to 1143 code for a protein of 353 amino acids. NCBI's taxonomy places the organism in Eukaryota, Metazoa, Chordata, Aves, Passeriformes, Turdidae. Gene Ontology annotation, molecular function: [heparan sulfate]-glucosamine 3-sulfotransferase activity. The transcript is spliced from 2 exons. The record is from RefSeq and is a predicted model, not a curated record.